CCCCGCCGCGAGAGCACGCGCGACCUCGCGUCCCCACCACGCGCACUAAUAACGCGAUCGCGAACGCAUCCCUUUUUGUUUAUUUUUCGCGCGCGUCCUUCGGGCCGCUCUGUAUUUCUGAGCAGCGAGACGAAGAAAAAAAGGAGGCGGAUGGAUCAAGCGACCGGAGAAGAUCGGUGCAGGCCGCACGGAUAGCCCCGGCCAGCCUCCGUCGCACCGCUGCAAGCUACAACAACAACUGAACAAAAUUAACCAAAAGCCACAAAAGCCUCAAACCAAAGCCUCCAGUCAUAUCUUUCGUUUCAAAAAUUUAAUAUAAGCACUAUUUUUUAAAACCUUUUAACGAUUAACUUUAAAACGCAAAUAGUAUACGCUAACUCCCAAACAGUACAAAUUAAUUUAAGUCUGAAUCAAUCGGUAUUUACAAUAAAAGAAAGCCUUGAAGAAAAAAAAUUUAAAAAAGAAUCUAUCAACGACCAGUAUUUUAACGUUCCAAAAUAACAUAGAUCGUUUAACGAGUGCACAAAAUAUUUUAUUAAUAGUUAACGAUUUAGAAGAAAAAGAAAAAACGAACCAAUUCCUCGAGCAUUUUCUAAAAAGUCAGCCAAAGAUUUUUAUAAACUCUAGUACAUAAGACUCGUAUAAGUUAACUGCCUGUUGUUAAGUACUUUUACAUUAUUUAUUUGAUAGUGAGAAAUCGAAGAUUUGUGAUUAGUGUAGUGUCAACCGGUGUGCCGUAUAAUCGUAACGUAUAAGUGCUAUUUAGUAUAACGCGGACAAACGAAGCCAGUUCAAAGAGUACAAAGCCAAGUUCCAGUUCAGUUCCGAGUGUUCAGUACAACGCAAAUAGACUUAGUAGAGCUUAUAUUCGUUAAGGAUAGGCGAGUGAGACGCGAUGAGGUUGCGUCGAGGCAAUACGUCAUGAGCGAAGCGCUCGGAAGCGAGGCGGACGCGGACAAUCCGCACUUGCCGCCUUUCUCCACCUUCGUCGGCGACAUGGCGGAGAACGAGCAGCGCAUACUGGCAGAUGCGCGCUUGCUCGACCCGGCCUGGGAGUACUACGAGCGCACCGGGGACACGGUGUCCGUGAUCAGCCAGCCGCAGUACCGCCCGUGGGAGUCCAUGCCGCUCACGGUCGGCACCAAGGACGCGCUCCUGCGCGCCGGCUUCUCCUCGCCGCUCGAGUACCAGUCGGUCACGCUGCAGCCGAUCCCCAACAAGCUACCGUCCUUCCAGAGCCAGUUCCAGACGUUCCCGGAAACCACGGUCAUACCCGAGACGGGGCUGCCGAGCGUGACGCCGGUGCCCGUCACCAGCAGCCCCACGCCCAGCGCGAGCCCUAGUCACUUAACCCAGCUCACGCAACUGACGCCGUCGUCUCCAGCCCACCUCACCACCUUAGCCCAGGUGACCCCAUUGUCAACAACGCUGACGACUCUGUCACCCGUGAACGCAACAACAUUCCAUACCUUAACUGCCGUAAACGCACGAAGCUACCCCAUAGUUCCCGCGCCCUUACAAGCGCGAGAACUGACACCCGCCGGCCAGGCGUACAUAGACGACCGGCAUAUACAGCUAUACCAGCCAAAUAUCGCAACAAUAAACGCAUUCCCCGCACAAAAUGGCAUCCUACAUCAAAAUGGGACGCUCCUACACCAAAACGGAAGCUUAAUACAGAACAUCCAAAGUCCGACAGUAGUUCACGUGUUAAAAAACGAGCCUUUCGAUAUGAAGUCGUUGCAAGAUAAAUACACGCCCAAUGGGUUACACCAUAGUAACUUCCAAAAUCCCAUGUUAAUCGACAAUGGGUAUGAUAAGAAGAGCAACGGUUUUGGUAGCGCAUCGUCACCGACGCGGUCGGAUUUUCGGAAAAAGGAGCGACGGAAAAUGCGUGCGAACAGUUCAGAGUCUGACGGGUCUAAUAUGGAAGUGGGGUCGGAGAGUAGUGGGCAGGUGGCGGCCGUGUCGUCCACUGCUGGGUUCAAGUCUCCGAUGCACGGCGCGCCGCCCAUGGCCACUGGACCGAUGGAGCUAGAUGACAUAUCCAGUGAAAAACAGUUCUUCCCGUCACAGACUAAAAAGAAGAGGAAAAGAUGCGGCGAGUGCAUAGGCUGCCAAAGGAAAGAUAACUGCGGCGACUGUGCGCCGUGUCGCAACGACAAGUCGCAUCAGAUAUGUAAGCAGAGAAGGUGUGAGAAGUUAACGGAGAAGAAGCUUGUUUUGGCGCCGGACGGGACGCUGCAGACGGUGAAGAGCGAGUCGCGGCGAGGUCGCGGCAGAGGGCGCUCGUCUACGACCCCCGUCUUACAAGACAUCAAGAGUUACCGCGGCCGCAAGCCCCUUGGCGGCUCAGUGUCAGCAGCAGUCGGGCUGAGCCCCGGCCUGCCCGCCGCCGCGUCCCCCGGGCCCGCCGCGCCCGCCGCGCCCAGCCCCGCGCCCUCCACCGCGCCCGCCAUGAAGCAGGACCACCCCAGCCAACCGAUGGCGCCAAUGCCGUUCUACGCGGGUGACCCCAACAGGUUCCCCACAGCCUGGCAAACUGACCCCUCGCAAGGUUGGCAAAACCAGUUCAUCCAGCAGCUUCCGACCCAAACAGGCCAAACUACGUUAGAUUAUCAAGGCAACCACACCCCUUACGCCACGUCCCCCCACUAUCAAGCAAACACCACGUACACCGUCCAAAACGUCGCGACCACUUUCGAUGUGACGAACAACACGUACUACCAGACCGGAGUUCAAGCGAUACCAACGCAGAGGCCGCCGUCGAAUAGAGGAGCUUAUACCCCUGUCCCGUCUCCAAGAGCCCCUCAUUAUACAACGGAAUACCAGCAGCAAUAUGCACAACAAGCUACCACUCCCGGUGUCACAGCCGGCAAUGACUCCAGGCCGGCCUCAGCUGCGUCCUACCAAAGUUCAGUAGCAUCAUCAGCCGCACCGGUCUACACAGUCAGUCAACAAACCUACGAGCGCACAGAGUACUCGUCCGAACAAACAGAAGAAUAUAGCAAUGCGGAAAGUGGUACAGAUACGAAUAAUGAGGCAGAGAGGCAAGAAUCGAACGCCUCAAAUGGACAGCAUUCGGGAAACGCCGAGCCUGGAUACCUGCAGGGGAGCAACGGUCCGCGAGCUUCACUCGAUUGUAACGGGUAUUCGGGCACCUACACCAGCGGACAAUACGAAAAUGGGCAAACGCAAAACCAAAGCGACUGGCAGCAACGCCAGUGGCAACAUAACCAAAGAAUACAAAAUCAGCAACAACUACAAAAUCAGCAACAGAUACAGAAUCAACAACAACUACAGAAUCAACAACAGUUACAAAACCAGCAGCAGCUGCAAAAUCAACAACAAAUACAGAACCAGCAACAAAUGCAAAAUCAACAGCAAAUGCAGAAUCAACAACAGAUUCAAAAUCAGCAACAAUUACAAAAUCAACAACAACAAAUACAAAAUCAACAGCAACAAAUUCAAAAUCAACAGCAAAUAAAUCAGAUGCAAAGUCAACAGCAACAAAUACAAAACCAGCAGCAAAUUCAGAAUCAAAUGCAAAAUCAACAACUACAAAACCAGCAAAUGCAGCAACACAGGCAAGAUGAAUCAGAGCAACAGAUGUUUUCGCAGUCCGAUAGGGUAAACUUGAACUCCAGACUGAAAACUAUGAUAUUAAAUAAGCAAAGUCAUGUACGGGAUGGCACAAAUACACCGCCGGAUAAAGGUGAUCCUGGAGAGGGACCCCCCAGAGUUAUGGACGAUAGAAAAAGCGGGGUCGCCGAUGAUAGAAAUACCACCGGUCAUUUUUUAUCGUAUAGCCACCAUCUCCGAGAUAAUUACCGCAUAGGCGAUCAGGUUUACCCGGUCGCCGGUAAUUAUGCACAAAGCACUCACGCGUAUAGCGUGGGUGAAUUCGGAGGUGGUGGCCACCAAGUAUGGGAGGGGGGGACGGAAGUCUCGAAAGGUUAUGAUAGACAUAGUUCGUCUAAAAACUUAUCUAAGACUCCUCAAAAAUUACCAUCGUAUGCUGAUAUGAGAGGUCAGUAUGGUACGUGUACGAAUGUACCUUACGAAGCGCAAAAAUAUGCAGAAAUGUACGGUAGUGAUAAUUUAGGAUAUAAUCAACAAGAUAGUAAAGACUUUCAAUCUAAGAUGCUAAUUGGACCAGUGUCAGAUAUCAAUAAACAAAACUGCGCGAACGCGCGUGAUGUUAACGCACAAAAGAGAGCUUAUGAUAGGGAAUCAUAUGAUGCUAAAUUUAGACACCCAUCAGCCCCAUUAAUACCUAAAUUAGAAAUUCCUGAUAAUUACCAAUAUUGUAAAGAACCUGUUAAGUCGGAACCACAGAGAUUGACGGGCCAACAUGCAUAUCUUAAAUCAAUUGAAGCUCCAGUGAGUAAUAUUUACAAAGAAUACCCGAAUGGACUUGUUCCCAGGAUACCACAAAACACAGUUUUACCACCAAUAUCAACAAUUAAAAACGAGGGUUUCAGUCAAAAAUCUCCAAAUUACCAGAACUUUCAACAGUUGCCUUACGAAAGAAAAACAGUUACAAGUGACGCAUAUGUACCAAGAAUCCAGGAGAGUUUAGGUUUUCAAAAAUAUAAUAGAAACUUUGAAUCCAAAUUUACUAGAGAAUCGGAUCAUCGAAACAAUUCUGAAAGAAGUCCAACCGUUGAUUCAAGACCACCGUACUACAUAGAACAGAUAAAAUCAGAACAUUCACCGCCAGGUCACAAGAUUUAUAAAAACAUAGGUUAUGGUCCACCGAGAAAUGAACCGUAUAAAUUCGCAGGCGAAGGAGGCCCUGUUUCGAUAAGAAAUGAAAUUGGUUAUGCGUGUUGUAGACAAGGCUCUACAAAGAAACCUCCACCUGAACACUUAAGGGACGGGGCCUGUCCGGGACUUCAAACUAAAGAUGAAGUGUUAGAAGAUGACCCUGAUUCUACAGAUAAACCUGACUCUAAAGGUCCAUCAAAACCUGGUACGCCUGUACCAGAUCCAUACGCUAAAGCUCCUAAAGAAAAUCAAUUUAAUUAUUCAAAAGAAUACUUAGAAAACCUUGAAAGGUUAAAAAAUAAUUCAAGAACAGAGGUGCCAGACUGCAAUUGUUUUCCAACUGACAAAAAUCCUCCAGAACCUGGCAGCUACUACACUCAUUUAGGAGCUGCAUCUUCUUUAGCAGAGUUGAGAAAAGAUCUCGAGGCUCGGACAGGACUUUCGGGCAAGGAACUUAGGAUAGAGAAAAUCUGCUACACUGGGAAAGAGGGCAAAACUGCUCAAGGUUGCCCUAUGGCUAAGUGGGUGAUAAGACGAUCGAAUUACACAGAGAAGGUGUUGGUGGUAGUGAAGUUCCGGAACGGUCACAAGUGUGCAACCUCCUGGAUAGUGGUGUGCCUGGUGGCGUGGGAGGGGAUACCGCAGUCGGAAGCCGACCUCGACUACACGCUGCUGUCGCAUAAACUGAACCGCUACGGUUUGCCGACCACGCGCCGGUGCGCCACCAACGAGAACAGGACUUGUGCUUGCCAAGGCCUCGAUCCCGAGACAUGCGGCGCUUCCUACAGUUUCGGCUGCUCCUGGUCCAUGUAUUACAAUGGAUGCAAGUACGCCCGUUCAAAAACCGUCCGCAAGUUCCGGCUUUCGGUCAAAACUGAGGAGAGCGAGAUUGAGGAGCGCAUGCAUGUGCUGGCGACCCUUCUGAGCCCUUUGUACACCAACCUGGCGCCCAAGUCCUUCGAAAACCAGUGCCAGUUUGAAAAGGAAGCUUCGGAUUGCCGUUUGGGGUUUAAAGCCGGACGGCCGUUCUCAGGUGUAACAGCGUGCAUAGACUUCUGUGCGCACGCGCAUCGAGAUCUGCACAACAUGAACAACGGCUGCACGGCUGUCGUCACCCUCUCCAAGCACCGCGCGCUGUCCAAGCCCAACGACGAACAGUUGCACGUCCUACCUUUGUACGUCAUCGACAACACGGAUGAGUUUGGUUCCAAGGAAGCUCAGGAGGAGAAGAUCAAAAGCGGCGCUCUGGAAGUCUUGGACAAAUAUCCAAUGGAGGUUCGAGUUAGAUCUGUUCCUUUACAACCCUGCAGACGUCACGGCAAGAAGAGAAAAGAUGAAGAAAACGCCGAGACGAAUAACAGCUCAACCAACGCAGCCCAACAAAGCCCCGGGAACCAGAAAAAACCUCCGUCUCAGUGCUCAACACCUGCGCCCAAGACUCCUCAACCAAUCGACGCCAGAAACAAUGCCAGUCCAAGAAGCCAAAGCAGCGCUUCCCCAAGAGCCACCACUCCAGCAAUGAACCAACCAACUCCACCAUUUACCAACAAUCCACAUUACAACUCCGCCUUUGUUAAUCCAAACAUGCACAACCCCAAUCCAGGAUUAAUGAACCCAAAUUUAGGCAACCCCGCUCUUCUUGAUAUGGCUAGUAUGAUAGACAAUUUCACUGAUGCCCAGUUGCAGAGUAAUCAAAUAUCUAGUACCGUUUUAGAUUCACCGUACAACCCUUACGAUCAAAGCUACCAUUUACAUAGCCAAAACCCAGUGUAUAACCCUAAUCAGGUGCCUGCGCUAGCGGAAAAUAAUCACCAAAGCUCAAACCCUAACCAAUUACCAAGUUUUAACCCUACGUUGCAAAAGAGAGAUCAACAAUAUAAUACUCAGAAUCCUGGACAAAUAGAAAAUGCUCAACAACAUUGGCCCGAAUUUGAUAACUCUGAAAUAUUUAACAAUGUCGUUAAGGAAGAUCCUGAUUCGACUACAGCACAUCUGAAUGUGACACACAAUAAUUACAGUCCAGACUCUAAUCGCAGUGACCCUAAUUCAGAUCAAAUGAAUAAAAGUAAUACAGAAACAGAGAAACUCAAUAGUAUUGGGAUGACACAAAAAUUGCCAGAAUUCGAUAUGCCAAACUCACCGAGAUUAACAGAGAUUUCGCAGAAAACACAACACACUCCUGAAUCGCCCGCUCCUUCACCUCAAGAUCUCAAGUCACCCAACCCUGAUAAUCAAGAUAUUCGUAAAAGUGUAUGGAAGUCGCCGGAUUCAAAAAACUGGGAUCCUACGAAGCCUAGGGAUCAAAUGAGUGAAAAUGAAAACGCUCUGUUCAGGGUACCCAAAGCGAGGCCUCCGUCGCGUUCGCAAUAUGUUAAUAAUCCUCCCGAAGGCAUGGAGAAUUCCACCUUUCUAAAACCCUACCCACCUUCUGAGAGACCACAACUCAACCACGGCUAUGAAAACAGAAGUCCAUAUGACAAUAGAAUGAAUGCUGCACCACCAACAUCAGCGCUCCAAACAAAUUACACCAUUAGCCACGAAGACAGCCAAAACACCGUUGCAAAUAAAACUGUUACGGAAUUUACAGGAAACAAUUUCCAUCCAGUCAACCAGACAAGCUACGCCAACCAGGCGCCCGUGCAAGGCUACGGCAACUACCCACCAAUGACCAAUGCUUAUGCUUUCACAUCAAAUCCUUACGGCCAUUUUAAUCCCUAUGAAAAUUCCUACAAUGAUUACAAUAGUUUAGCAUAUUACAAUGCUGAAAAAUACAAAAGGGAGGAAUUAAUACGAAACUCUCACUGUUACAAUUCAUAUGGAUACCAGUACAAUCCCAACUUCGCAGCCAAUUUCUACCAAAACACGAGCCCCAACUGGUGCCAAACUUCACCUAACUGGUGUUUAUACCCUCCACCUUUCUCAAUUCCGUAUCCACCAGAACCACCUAAGGCGGAACCUAUAGGGGAAGUUACCGGCAUAAGUGACAAUCUGGAAUGUUUUAAAGAUAGUCAAAUGGGUGGCGUAGCGAUCGCCCUGGGCCACGGAAGCGUGUUAUUCGAAUGCGCAAAGCACGAAAUGCACUCAACUACAGCAGUAAGAAAUCCUAACAGGGUGAAUCCAACUCGAAUAUCCCUAGUUUUCUAUCAGCACAGAAACUUAAACCGUCCGAAACACGGUCUCGAGGAGUGGGAAGAAAAGAUGAGGUUAAAGAAGUUGGGCUUGAAUCCGCCAACACCGAGCACUCCCGGGCCAAAUUCCAAUUCAGUUUCACCUGCGACGACUCCAGGGCCGGAACAUAGACAGACUCCGGUGCCAGAAAAAUGGAAGAGUAAUGAAAAUAGUAUACCAGGGGGAUACAGUUCUCUGUCGGCUCUGGUGGAAGCGACGAAUGCCGCUAAGAGGAGCGGGCAGAUCAUGCUGCGAGCGGACACGGCGACCACCAUGUCGUGGACGACGCUGUUCCCCAUGCACCCGUGUACGGUAACAGGCCCAUAUCAGGAGUCGGGCACCUGACGCGCGCUGCCUCCCCGCGUCGCUCUUCCGAGACGGAGUGAAAUCCCUUCCCUAGCCAUGUAAGCUCUGAGUUGCCUUCGAUAUCAGUCUUCUCGACGAUGUGCUUUCCAAAUUAUUUUGUAGUUCCUGGAGUUAUAGAUGCUAAGCUCUCGAGUCUCGACGACUGGUCCGAUGUUCCCGUGAUAUUCCUUUUUUGCAUUUACAUCGGAAUUGACUACCGUUUAACAUGUAUUUUUCGAUGUGAACCGAGUGAGUUUUUAAUCAAAGAUGUAAUUUAAGUUUUAUAUUUUAAUAGUGUUUAUCGCAUUUCAGCUAGUCUUACGUUACUACAUUAGUAUCGCUCGUAUCUCGUAGCCGUAACCGUAGACUUAUUUGUAUAUUGUCGUAUUUAGUUUUAUCGGCGACUCGAACGUGUUUUUUUAAUAAGUUUAAUAUUUUUACAUGCUCUGUGUAAAAUAGUGGCAUUAGCGUACGAUUUGUCUGCAUAUUUUGACAAUGUUCUAAUUAAGCGCAUGAGCGGCGAUUUGUGCGGUGCAAUGAUCUCAUAAAUACUAACUCUACAAUUAAUCGAUUAUUCAGAGCGAAAGUACAAAACAUCACAAGUUGAGGCUAUCAGUGGCCGCGUGGCGUCGACGAUCCUGUUUUAUAGAUAUUUUUGUACCUUUGUCUGCGUAUUAGUUACUUUAUAUUUUAAUUAUCAUUCCUCUGCCUGUCCGGUUGUGUGUUUGCGUUUCGUUCGUGCGAGUAAACUCCUCAGAUCAUGGCGAUGCGUCAUACGUGUAUAUCACAAACAUAACGAGUGCUUUUAUAUUAGGUUAAGAGGUGUGUAUUUUUAACUUUUAGACUAUUUAACUUAUUUAUAUUGUAUUACGUGAAUCAUUUUCUUUGUAAUAAUUUACUUAGUGUUAUGAUAGGUAUUAAUAUUUAAUAUAUUUGCUUUACGAUUUGACAUUAAAUUAUUGGCAGUUGUUUUACGCAUGUUCAAGAGCCUUCUUUGCCAUAGUCUCGACGAGAGUGCCUGCGACCGGCGGAACCCGGAAACUUAAAUUCUUGUCUUAAAUCUCAUUUUUGACAUAUUGAAUGUGACCUUAAUUAAGAAUUGAUUGCAUCAACGACCUCUAUGUAUUACGGACUGGAUGGGUCGUUCCAAACAAAAAUGUUUGCGGGCUACAACCCGCUUUCGCUUAUAACUUAAUGGCCAGACUAAUUAUUUUGACAGCUCCAUAGAACACGUUUUUUUGACUUCGUCUGUGUUGGUAUUGGC
Molecule: messenger RNA, 9544 nt
Organism: Maniola jurtina (meadow brown)
Lineage: Eukaryota; Metazoa; Arthropoda; Insecta; Lepidoptera; Nymphalidae
Gene: Tet
Product: DNA N6-methyl adenine demethylase
Exons: 13
Coding region: 922-8280 (2452 amino acids)
Biological process (GO): oxidative demethylation; positive regulation of transcription by RNA polymerase II
Cellular component (GO): nucleus
Molecular function (GO): zinc ion binding; DNA binding; DNA 5-methylcytosine dioxygenase activity
Source: RefSeq, a predicted model, not a curated record